AUGGGUGGAUGUCGAUGUACAUAUCGAAAUUGUACUGUGAAAUCAGAUGGAAAAACGCAUAUGUUUCAUUAUCCUGUAUUUGAAAAAGUCAGAUGCCAUCAGUGGCUUGUUAACGCUCAAAGGCUGGAUUUUUUAAACUUAAAAGUAUCACAGUUAAAGAACCGAGUGGUCUGUCAGCAUCAUUUUAAAGAGGAAAAUUUUAUGAAUUACAAGAAAGACAAACUCACAUUUGAUGCUAUACCAACUGAAAAUGGACCUUUUUGUGAUCCCAGCAAAUUUGAAGAUCAAUCAAAAGAUUUUCUUAAAGCUUAUCCAAAUCUUAUACUUUUAGAAGAUAUAGAAAAUGAAGUGAUUUUCAAUGAUAAAAAGGCAAAUUAUUCUUUAAAGUAUGGGGAUUUUUUAACUAAUGGAGAGCUUAUGGAUUCUUCAUCGAGACAUAAUUAUGAUAUAAGUCUUACAAGAGGAAAUACUAUGAAAAAUGAGCGAAUUAUUAAUAAUGAACAUCAUCUUAGUAAAACAGACAUAUUUAAACCACGCUUUACCAGGUUGUCUUUACCUACAAAAAAUAUCAAUAAAAGUCCACCUCAACCUACACUCAUAGUCCCGCCUUACACUGACUUAAGUAGUCAACUAAAAGCAGGUAAUGAAAUUAAUCAGGAUUUAGGUAUAAUAAACACUGUUCAGACAAAUGUACUACCUAAUAAUAGUUUUCAGAGUAAUGUUCUACUAAAUACAGUUGCUAAUAAUAGUGUAAUAAAAAAAGAACCUAAAAUUAAAAUAUUGUCUGAGAAAAAAAUUAAAAUACAAGGUCCAUUACCCAUUAUAGGCCAACUUAAAAAGGUGUCACCAUCAACAACCUUGAACUUACCUGAUAAAUCAAAUCUUGCACUAAAUAUGAAAGAACCUGUAAAUAUAGUAAGCAUUGAAGAACCUAUACAUCCAGUGAAAAUUGAUGCACCUUUAGAAGCAUCCAAAAAAACAAAUAAUAAACCAUCAAAAAAAUUAAAAGUUCUAGAAGUUUUAGAUAUAGAGGUUGAUAGCCCUAAAACAAAUAAAAAGGAUGAUGAGAAUGGUCAGAUUAAAAAUGAAGAUAAAGAAGAUAAAUCUCUACAUACACCACUAAAAUCGCAAAAAAUAAAGACAAAAAUCACACCUGAAAGGAGUGCUGCUAUUGAAGAAAAGAGAAAAUUUAAUAUGAGAAUGAAAGAUAUACUAGAGUCUUGUUUAGAUAAUUUAGAUGAUCCUGUGAAAAGUAAAGAAACAUCACUUAUAAAAGCUCCUAAAAAACCAACUGUUAAUGAUAAAAAUAGUGUUGUCAGUACUCAUCUAGCUAAAGAUCAAAAUUUACCAAAUGUUCAGGACUAUACACUUGCAUUUUUAGAUGACAGAAUGAAAAAAAUGGAAAAAACAUUGUUAAAUAAAAUAGAACAAAAUUCGCAUAGAAUCAUGGAAAUAAAAGAUUCAUUAAAUAAAUCAAGAAAAAAAGAGUCCAAUGGGAAGAGAUAUGCUUAUAUAAAAACAGGUGGUAAAAGGGCGUUGGACGCGGCGAAGGCAGGGCGCACGUGCGUCGUGUUCACGCACCGCCUGAGCACGGCCCGCAACGACGCCGACGUCAUCUGCGUGCUCAGCGACGGCCGCGUCGCCGAGAGCGGUAUACACUCACAACUAGUACAAUUAAGAGGACUCUAUUGUAAUUUGCUUGCGAAAGGACUA
Molecule: messenger RNA, 1713 nt
Organism: Brenthis ino (lesser marbled fritillary)
Lineage: Eukaryota; Metazoa; Arthropoda; Insecta; Lepidoptera; Nymphalidae
Source: the annotation of a GenBank genome assembly